UCAUUAUAAAUUUUCAGAUAAACUUAAGAACUUAAAAAUAGUUUUGUAUUUCAGAUAUUUUGCAUAUGAAUCUAAAUUAAAGUCCAAACUGCAAUUAUUCCCAAUGAGAGAGUGAGAGAAAGACUGCCCCAAGAGCGGAGAGCUCAACUGCCCGCAGAGAAAGAGAGACAGCAUUACUAUCCUUAUCCCCCUUAUUGCACUGCACUUUUGUGAGAGAAGGGAGUACAGAAGAGAGAGCCGGCUGUCAGUUGGGCGCUCAUGAGAGAAAUACGAAAGCCUGGAAGCUAAACAACAAGAGUCAAGCAAACAAGAAAGAUAACGACUUGUUUCAUUUGAUAUUCGCCAGCCGGCAGCAGCGGAACAAAAAAAAAAUCAAACGCCGCAGCUGCGGACACCAAAUUAGAAUACUAAACGGCGACAAGUUAUCGCACAAUUAGUACGCGGGCAACAAUUGAUAGCGAGAUACGGUAGCGGACAACCGAAAAUUUUCCCAAACUAUAAAUUCGACAUCCGAAAAAGAAGUGCCGUGUAAGUGUGAAAAGAGCUCAAGAAGAAGUACAGUAAAAAGAGCUUAACCAUGUAUACGAAAAUCUUUCGCGCUGUGAUAAUCGGAGCCCCCGGAUCGGGCAAAGGAACAAUUUCGGAUCUAAUAUGCAAGAACCAUGGAUGUGUGCACAUCUCCACGGGCGACAUACUGCGCCAGAAUAUCAUAAAAAACACUGAGCUGGGUAAAAAGGCCAAGCAAUAUAUUGCUGAUGGUCAACUGGUGCCAGAUUCGAUAGUGACCAAGACAAUGUUGGCCCGAAUAACCGAGGUGGGUAACAAAUCAUAUAUUCUGGACGGAUUCCCUCGCAACAUCGCUCAGGCUGAGGCGCUAGCCGCUCGCGAGCAGAUUGAUGCCGUGAUCGCGCUGGACAUUCCACACAAUGUGAUUAUUGAUCGAGUCAAGAAUCGUUGGAUUCAUGCGCCCUCCGGCAGGGUGUACAACAUAGGUUUCCAAGAUCCUAAGGUCCCUGGCAAGGACGAUGUUACGGGCGAACCUCUCACGCAGCGCGAAGACGACAAACCACAUGUUGUGGCCAAACGGCUGGAACUCUACGACCAAAUAAUGAAACCGGUAAUAGCCUGGUACGAAAAGAAAGGCCUGGUUGCCACUUUUAAGGGACAAAGGACCAAGGAGAUCUGGCCGCGGAUGGAGCUCUUCCUUAGGGACCGUAUGAACGCGUAAUAGACGUCCCGGAUUUUCAUUCAUUGUGCACAAACUAACGAUAAACUGCUGUGUUCAAUUAAGUGCAUAACAUAUUUAGAUAUCUUCAUAUAUAUAUAUAUUUAUAUAAUUGAGCACGAAUGUAAUAUGUAUGUUUGUGGGUCGGGUCGAAGAAACAGGCGAAUAAUUAAUGUAAUUGCGAAGCCUUACGAAUUGGCAGCUGUUGUCAUGUAUUCCUUAUUUUCACAAAAAACAUUUCCCUCAUGCAGCUCCCCCUUUUUUGUAUAAACAUAUUUUUGUACUCGUAGUCUGUGCUCUGAUAAUAAAUCCCGUUUGUUAUAUUUGCGCUGAUAACGUAA
Drosophila eugracilis is the source of this 1566-nucleotide messenger RNA. It is a transcript of the gene Ak3, whose product is annotated as GTP:AMP phosphotransferase AK3, mitochondrial. The record is from RefSeq and is a predicted model, not a curated record. Gene Ontology annotation, biological process: nucleobase-containing compound metabolic process. The transcript is spliced from 2 exons. Gene Ontology annotation, cellular component: cytoplasm; mitochondrion. The coding region runs from base 578 to 1228 and encodes 216 amino acids. Lineage: Eukaryota; Metazoa; Arthropoda; Insecta; Diptera; Drosophilidae. Gene Ontology annotation, molecular function: AMP kinase activity; ATP binding.